This is a messenger RNA of Lycium barbarum (goji berry), 819 nucleotides long. RefSeq names its product E3 ubiquitin-protein ligase RSL1-like. The record is from RefSeq and is a predicted model, not a curated record. Gene Ontology annotation, biological process: ubiquitin-dependent protein catabolic process; protein polyubiquitination; positive regulation of proteasomal ubiquitin-dependent protein catabolic process. Gene Ontology annotation, molecular function: zinc ion binding; ubiquitin protein ligase activity; ubiquitin conjugating enzyme binding. Gene Ontology annotation, cellular component: ubiquitin ligase complex; cytoplasm. NCBI's taxonomy places the organism in Eukaryota, Viridiplantae, Streptophyta, Magnoliopsida, Solanales, Solanaceae. The transcript has a single exon. Bases 14 to 754 code for a protein of 246 amino acids.
UCUGAAUCAACAGAUGGCCUUAGACUCUGUGGACAAAUUUUAUUUCUCAGCAUUAUUUGAUGACGAACAAUUGUUCCCAAUUUCAGAUGAAAAAUAUGCUGAGGAAUUGCAUAUGCAAGAGGCCUUAAUGUCCGCAGCGGCAAUUUCAGUAUUCAAUAAGUAUACGAGGAUCAAGAAGGAAUUCGAAGAAUUUUCUGGAACAUUCUGCGUGAUUUGUAAGGACAAUAAGCCAGCAAAUGAAAUGUUCGUGACCAACAAUUGCUCACAUUCUUUCUGUGUAGCCUGCAUCAACAAAUAUGUUACUACCAAAAUAGUACAAGAAAAUGUUAGCGUUAUCAAGUGUCCGGAUAUUUCUUGUAAAGCCGUAAUUAAACCUAAGUUAUGUCGAGAAAUUGUUCCUAAGGAAGUGUUUGAUAAAUGGGAAAAUACUUUGCCUGAAACUCUUCUUUUGGGUAAUUCGCUGAAAUUGUACUGUCCUUAUAAGGACUGUUCAGCUAUGUUGGUUGUCGAUGGGAGUGACGCUGUGAUAGACACUGAGUGUCCUAAUUGCCGUCGAUUGUUUUGUGCUCAGUGCAAUGUGUCGUGGCAUGACGGAUUGGAGUGUAAGGAGUUUCAGCGUUUGGGCAGAAACGAGAAAGGGAAAGAAGAUGUGAUGCUGAUGGGAAUUGCCAAGAACAAGAAAUGGAGGAGAUGUCCCAAAUGCAAGGUCUAUGUUGAAAAGCGUGAUGGCUGUUUGCACCUAACUUGCCUAUAAUUUUCUCAAUUUCAUUAAUCUUAUUGUUAUUUUUCUGGUACAUAGGAAAAACUAAAAAGUAACUU